Molecule: messenger RNA, 1986 nt
Organism: Panicum hallii
Lineage: Eukaryota; Viridiplantae; Streptophyta; Magnoliopsida; Poales; Poaceae
Product: beta-hexosaminidase 3-like
Exons: 15
Coding region: 168-1733 (521 amino acids)
Biological process (GO): glycosaminoglycan metabolic process; carbohydrate metabolic process
Cellular component (GO): membrane
Molecular function (GO): beta-N-acetylhexosaminidase activity
Source: RefSeq, a predicted model, not a curated record
CCAGUCUGCAAUGCCCGUGGUGGCCCUCCUCCUCAUAUACCUCCUCGUCGCUCGUCUUCAUCCUAAGAUAGGAGUUCAACUUGCUUUCCCAUUGGUUCUCUUCCAGACAGCUGGAGGAGGAGAGAGAAAAGUUUCUGUAGAGAAGGGGUACGCACCACUCUGCAAAGAUGGCACCGGCUCUGAGGCUGCUGCUAGCAUUUCUGGCGAUUGGAUCCUGCAUCGCCGCUGACAACAUCGACUUGUGGCCGAUGCCCAAGACGGUGUCCCAUGGAACACAGAAGCUCUACAUCAAGAAAGAUAUCACAAUGUCAAUGGUGGGAAGCACCUAUUCUGACGAGAAAUCAAUCCUGAAGGAUGCCUUCCAGAGGAUGGUUGAUUUGAUCACACUGAACCACGCCAUCGAUGGAAUAAACCCAAGUUCUUUGGUUCUCACCUGUGUUAAUAUAGUUGUCCAUACACCUGAAGAUGAGCUCAAGUUUGGGGCAGAUGAGUCAUAUAACUUGACUGUUCCAACUACAGGAGAUCCACUGUAUGCACAAAUUGAGGCUCAAACCGUUUUUGGAGCACUUCAUGGCUUACAGACAUUUGGUCAGUUGUGUUACUUUGAUUUCACAUCACGACUCAUUGGACUCAAUUCAGCUCCUUGGAUAAUUACUGACACACCAAGAUUUCCUUACCGGGGCCUGCUUAUUGAUACUGCAAGGCACUACCUACCUGUUAAGAUAAUCAAAGGAGUGAUUGAUGCAAUGACCUACAGUAAAUUGAAUGUUCUCCAUUGGCACAUCGUGGACGAGCAAUCCUUUCCCAUUGAAAUACCUUCAUACCCCAAACUGUGGAAUGGUUCAUACUCUUAUUCAGAGAGAUAUACAAUGUCCGAUGCAACUGACAUUGUACGGUAUGCUGAAAGGCGAGGUGUAAAUGUGUUGGCUGAGAUUGAUGUUCCUGGCCAUGCCCGUUCAUGGGGCGUUGGCUACCCAUCAUUGUGGCCAUCAGAUAGCUGCAGAGAACCACUUGAUGUCAGUAAAAACUUUACAUUCGAAGUCAUUGAUGGCAUUCUUUCAGAUUUUAGCAAGGUUUUUAAGUUCAAAUUUGCCCACUUAGGCGGUGAUGAAGUAAACACAAGCUGCUGGACCAAAACACCACACAUUGAAGGAUGGUUGAAUAAUAACCAUAUGAAUGUAUCAGAUGCAUACAGAGAUUUCGUAUUAAAAUCUCAAAAGCUAGCAAUAUCACAUGGCUAUGAUAUCAUUAACUGGGAAGAAACAUUUAACAAUUUUGGAGACAAACUGGAUCGUAAAACCGUGGUGCAUAACUGGCUUGGAGAAGAUGUAGCACCAAAAGUUGUUGCUGCAGGGCUCAGAUGCAUAGUAAGCAACCAGGAUAAAUGGUACCUGGAUCACUUGGAUGCCUCAUGGGAAGGAUUUUACAUGAACGAACCCCUGAAAGGUAUAGAUGACACAAAACAGCAACAAUUGGUUAUUGGAGGUGAAGUAUGCAUGUGGGGCGAGGAAAUUGAUGCAUCAGACAUUGAACAAACAAUUUGGCCACGUGCUGCAGCAGCUGCAGAGAGACUGUGGACCCCGAUUGAGAAGCUUGCAAAUGACACAAGAUUAGUCACAUCAAGAUUGGCACGCUUCAGGUGUUUACUGAACCAAAGAGGAGUAGCUGCUGCACCACUAGCUGGUUAUGGUCGUGCAUCACCAGCAGAACCUGGUCCCUGUGUAAGGCAAUAGAAUAUCCAUAACAAAAGGGAAACAGAUAUUCACAGAGGAAAACCAGUCAUUCCAUGACGGAAAAGGAUUCACUUUUACCCCCGAUUAUAUGUUCAGCAUAGUGUACGUCAGAUAGGUGGUCUUUGUUUGUGUAGAAUGCUUAUGUCUUUUUUUUUCCUCGUCUUCAACCCCAAUUUUCUUCCACAAUAACUUGGAUGGCUAUGAGGUCUACAUAGUAUGGUAAUGAAAUGAUAACAGGUCCUGACAGAGUUCA